This is a messenger RNA of Microdochium trichocladiopsis, 3348 nucleotides long. Its product is annotated as peptidase S8/S53 domain-containing protein. NCBI's taxonomy places the organism in Eukaryota, Fungi, Ascomycota, Sordariomycetes, Xylariales, Microdochiaceae. Bases 1 to 3348 code for a protein of 1115 amino acids. Gene Ontology annotation, biological process: proteolysis. The record is from RefSeq and is a predicted model, not a curated record. Gene Ontology annotation, molecular function: serine-type endopeptidase activity. The transcript has 7 exons.
AUGGUAGAGCCGUCCUACCUAGAAGCCGAAGACUCAGCCAUCGCUGACUUCUAUGCGGAGGCUCGCAAGAAUCGUGGAUCGGAAUCGGACAAGCCAGCCGAAGAGGACGAAACAGCAAUGGCUGUAGCUGGGUCCAUAGGUGGAGUGUAUAACCAGCCUAUCCACGAGUCCAUCACACUUUCUGCACUCAUGUCCGUCGAUGCCUCAGGAGUUUCCUCCACCCGCUCCCUCAAGUCUGCAACUAAUGGGGACUGGGAAUUUGUUCGUGGUGUCAUCUGGAACGAUGACCCCGCUGGCCUGCUGUUCGAUGAUACUUCUUCCGAGAAUCACUCAUAUGCAUGGGGCUUGCAAUGGUGGAAUGAGUAUCGUAAUGCCAAAUCUCAAUGGGACCAACCGCUGCACGGUGAGCGCUGGCGCAAUCCCAUUGGACGAUCCCACUAUGGCGACUUGCAGUUUCUCCAUUGCAUGGCCUCAAAAAUAGGGGAGUCGCCGCACGAGACGAAGCGCAAAAUCAUGACAUGGAUGGAGGUCAUGUACAAGCUUUCAAAAGGGGAGGACGGCAUCACUCCUGAUACCAAGCCAAAGGAUACAAAGCUGGAUCAAUUACUUGCUCCCCCUGCGGGAACAAUGGGUGGUUCUCUGCCGCCCCGAUUCCACCCUCUCAGCUACAUGCUCGCACCCAAGUCGACCUUCUCCAAUCUCGACAUCCGCCGCCGCGCGCUGGGCAGCAUGUUCCACGUCAUCCAGGACUCUUUCGCCAUCGGCCAUACACGCAGAGUGCCGAUAAACGGCGGGGACAUAAUUAGCCAAGACCCCCUUACUUUCCGACCUGGGGUCACUGAUCGCUGGGGGCCAAUUAAGAACUUCCACACUUAUCAUGGCCAAGAUGAUCACCAACACGCCCACUACGAUCACGGUAGCGAUGGGGUGCCGAACCCGUCGGACUUGCGUGAUCUGGAUCAGUGGGACCAGUUGAUUGGAUGCCGCGAUGCAGUGGACAGAUGUAUCGGCUUGGCCAAGUUGAGGUUCAGUGGAGCGUCAUGGGAUGGACAGGGAGGCGUGCGCGAGUAUCUGGAUGGCGUCUUUGAGAUUGCGCAAGAUGCCACGCCGGCAAACAGCGAGGACAUAAUCGCCGUCUAUAUUGCGAAACAGAACCGAUUGACGACCAUUCCCAGAUCUCAUUGGACGCCCCGCCCCAUCAUGUCAGACCCGAUCCUGGUCAACGGCAACAAGGUUGUGCCAGGAGACAUCCCAUCCCACAUACCACGAGAUGCGGCAGGGACGAACUUCAUACUGCUUCAAAGCAAGAAUGAGACUUUCAGUGCACUAGAAAAGGUCGAGUUGGCCAAAUUCGGUGUCGAGUUUCUUGAAUAUGUCGGCGAGCGGACCUACCUAUGCCGGUACGAGCCAAAGGAUCUUGGGGUCCUGGAACGAAAGACUUACGUCCAAAGUGCCAUCAUCUACCUGCGCGAGCUCAAGACCACGGAUGCACCCAAGUCAGCUGUGGAGACCGAGAAGGAUGAAGACCACUACGAAGUCGACUGCAUACUGCACCACAAGCCCAAUGUCACCGCGGAGGAGCUCGCCAGAUAUGUUGCCAAAGCCGCCGGGGUAAGCAUCGACGAGCUCCACGUUAGCGAGGCGAAGAUCCGACUGGUUGUAAACCAGGAGAAGCUCGAGGCACUAGCCAAGCUCGACAGCAUCAACAGAAUUGAGAGAGUCCACGCCGAUGAGAUUGCCAAUGACAAAGCUCGGGGCACCUUGCUCAUGAUGGCCGGCGAUGGUGGCAUGGCCAUGUCAUCCUCGACUUACCAAGGCGAAGGACAGAUAGUCUGCAUCGCGGACACAGGCAUCGACCGUGGCAAGAAGAGCACGGGUCCAUCAGACACCGAGUGCCACCCUGCUUUUGAGAACCGCAUCUUCGCUAUAGAGUCCCUUCACAAAGUGGAUGAUGCGAGUGACACACAUGGCCACGGCACGCACGUGUGCGCGUCUGUUUGUGGUAGUGGUAUCUACAAGGACCCAGACCAUGGCGAGAUCCCAGUCCAAGGCACCGCGCCUGCUUCACAGAUCAUGGUUCAGUCCAUUGCCAAGCCGGAGCCCAGACAGCUCGGAGUGCCCGCAGAUCUGUCCAAAGACUUGUUCGCAAAACCCUAUAAUCUAGGCAUCCGUAUACACAGCAAUUCCUGGGCCAAGGGUUGGUCAGACGUAGACGGUCAACCUGACUACAAUGAACAAGCGACCAACAUUGACCGCUUCGUGUACGGAAGUACUGCUGCUUCUUUGGAAGGCCAGUUCCCACCCCACGAAGACUUCAUUAUCCUUCUCGCCGCUGGCAACAAUGCGAAUCGAACCGGCAAUCGCGAAAAGUUCCCCAGUCAAAUCGGUGCCGCGGCCGCUGCGAAGAACGCCAUCACCGUCGGCGCUUGCGGCUCCACUCGGCCCAACAACGCAUGGAAGUAUAACGACAAGCCUAGGGCCAAAGCGGCGACUGGGAUCAACGACACGGCAGAGUUCAGCAGCCGCGGGCCAACGAAGCCUCUGAAAGGUACGGAUGGGCGUAUCAAGCCUGAGGUGGUGGCGCCGGGUGUGGCUAUCUUGUCGGCGGCUUCUCGCGCAUUACCUAUUGGAGAUCCAGAGAGGAAGUCCGGGGGGAUCUCCAAGGACAAUGAUUGGAUGUUCCUGAGCGGGACCAGUAUGGCCACGCCACUAGUCGCCGGCUGCGUCGCUCUCCUUCGCGAAGCCCUCGAAAAGACGCAAGGCAAGAAGCAUCCCAGUGCCGCUUUGAUCAAGGCGCUUCUCGUCAACGGCGCGAUCAACUUCAGUAACAUAGUCGGCCCGGGCUUUGGGUACGAUUAUGAGCAAGGCUUCGGCAGAGUCAUUGUCGACAGUUCCAUCGCCAUGAUCCACAAUGGGUCUUUCAUCGACGGUGGAGGUCUGAGAGGUGAAUCGAACCCUAACAGGGAUGCAACAAGCUUCGACGUUCCUGGUCUCGUGCAGCUCGGACCUCCCGAAUUGCAGAGGUGGGAGAGCGCCGAGAUUGAGAUACUGCGUGGUGGAGGCAGGAGACGCCUUGUGGUCACCAUGGCGUACCCGGACCUGCACGGCGCACUAUUGCAGAACUCGAUGAACUUAAUCGUCAGAUCAGGGGGUGUUGAGAGGCAUGGAAAUAUGGGCAAGGAUGGCGGGGAUACAUUCGACAACACAAACAAUGUGGAAAAGGUUCUUUGGGAUAAUGUCCCCGGCCCUACAUUCCAGGUCAUCGUGCAAGUAGCGAACAAUUUUAAUCCGAUGGCGGCAGCGUCCUUCGCUGCGGUAUGGGAUCUGCGCGAAAUGGCCAGGUUGUGA